UCGUAGUUGUCUAUAGUCUAUAUUACAUUAUUUUAUGACGUGUUUUUAUUGCAUGAAACAGUAAAAUUACUUUAUUGUGGUUAGAAUUUUUAAAGUUUAAUAAUGAAUUGAAGCUCUUUUUGUGAAAAUGUGAUUUUUAAAAAUAAGGAUUUCUCAUAAUCUUUUUUAAGUCAUGUAAAAAUAGAACAAUACUCAAAAGAUUUUAACGUACGGGUUAAAACUUUAAGUUUAGAUGAGUUUAUUAAAUGCUAAAAAUGUUCAUGCAAAUGUACAAUGAUAUCUAUACUAAAACACAUUGUGCUAUAAAAGCUGCGCUUUGUAUUGUUUCUCUAAAAACAGAAAUUAUUACAUUCCUAUUAAAAUUAUAUACUCACAUCAAUGCAUAGUUAGUUAUUUUCUCCAAAAUAAAGUAAAGACUAUUGGCAAUGGAUGUUACAGUAACCUAUAAUAUUAAUGUGAUAUAACGAAGACAAUAAUUUUGUACUAAUGGCGAUACCUCCUCCAGACCCAAUAUACCUUUUCCGAAGUGAUAUGGGCAGUAUUCAUUCUAUUCUUUUUCAAAUAACUCCAAAUGUAGAAUUUCUUCAUGCAGGCACUGCUAAGGGAAAUGUUCACAUUUGGGAUUUAAAUAUAAAUCGAGAAUUAAGUUUUAUUAAAUCAGGACAAGAAUGUUGUUUAAGUUUACAAAGUUUGGAUAAUGAUGAUUUAUUUGUACAACAUAAAUGUGGUUUAAUAAAGGCAUAUAAAAGAACAGAAUCCCAUUGGAACCAAUAUAAAUCGAUUGAAACAGACUUUUAUCAUUAUUGCAGGUUUCAAACACUUUCUCAGAACCAGCUACUUGUACCACUUAAAGAAUCAAAAGUUGGAAUAUUAUCUACACGUACAUUUAGUAUGGAAUUAGAAUUGAAUUCUUCAAAUUUUAAAAAUUUAGGAGAAGUAAUGGUAAUCAAACCAUUGAAAGAUGAAAAAUUGGUUUUAAUAGGUUACGAAUGUGGUAAGUUAAUUUUAUGGGACAUCAGGCAAAAAAAGACAUUGAAUUAUUUAACAACAGAACAGUGCCCAAUGGCCUUGGAUUUUGAUACCACCUUAAUGAAAGGAAUCAUUGGUGGUCCUUCUAAUCAAUUACAGGUAUUUACUUUAUCAGAAAAUCAUUUAUUAUGUGAUAAAACUAAAAUUACAUUAAAGAAUUCUGGUACUUCUGUAAUCACUAUAAGACCUGAUGCUAAGAUUGUAGCAGUUGGUGGUUGGGACAGUCGAAUUAGAAUAUUUUCUUGGAAAACUUUGAAAGCGUUAGCUGUUUUAAGUCAGCAUAGAGAUACAGUACAGGACAUUGUAUAUUCCUCAGAUACAGUAAAAAUGUAUGACGAUAAAUGUAUAAUGGCUACAGCUGCAAAAGAUGGAUACAUUGCAUUGUGGGAUAUUUACAAUUAAAUUAACUUUGGAAAAUAAUUCGUUACCUUAAAAUUGUAUACA
Molecule: messenger RNA, 1473 nt
Organism: Nomia melanderi (Alkali bee)
Lineage: Eukaryota; Metazoa; Arthropoda; Insecta; Hymenoptera; Halictidae
Product: guanine nucleotide-binding protein subunit beta-like protein 1
Molecular function (GO): protein binding
Source: RefSeq, a predicted model, not a curated record